Molecule: messenger RNA, 1348 nt
Organism: Nannospalax galili (Upper Galilee mountains blind mole rat)
Lineage: Eukaryota; Metazoa; Chordata; Mammalia; Rodentia; Spalacidae
Gene: Nanp
Product: N-acetylneuraminic acid phosphatase
Molecular function (GO): hydrolase activity
Source: RefSeq, a predicted model, not a curated record
UGCAUUCCGCAGAGCCCUGUUCGCCCCCCGGGGGCACUGGAGGGGGUCAGGUGACCCCACGACACCGCCCCCGUCUUCCCCUGCCAGCCUUGCGCGUGGGCUGGAGGCGGUGGUGGCUGCGCGUGGCUCGGGCGUCUGGUGCCAUGGGGCUGAGCCGGGUGCGCGCGGUCUUCUUUGACCUGGACAACACACUCAUCGACACGGCCGAGGCGAGUAAUAAAGCUCUUACAAUCGAAAUACCAUUACAAAGAAGAGGCUGAAAUCAUCUGUGAUAAAGUUCAAGUUAAACUCAGCAAGGAGUGUUCCCAUCCUUACAGCACAUGCAUUACAGAUGUGAGGACUUCACACUGGGAAGAAGCAAUCCAGGAAACAAAAGGUGGUGCACAGAAUAGGAAAUUAGCCAAAGAAUGUUAUUUCCUGUGGAAAUCAACACGUUUACAGCAUAUGACCCUAGCAGAAGAUGUCAAAGCCAUGCUCACCCAACUUCGUAAGGAGGUCCGCCUACUCUUGUUAACAAACGGUGACAGACAGACACAGAGAGAGAAGAUCGAGGCUUGUGCCUGCCAGGCCUACUUUGAUGCUAUCGUUGUAGGAGGAGAGCAGAAAGAGGAGAAACCAGCACCUUCCAUAUUUUACCACUGCUGUAAUCUCCUUGGAGUACAGCCUGGGGACUGCGUGAUGGUUGGUGACACACUAGAAACCGAUAUACAAGGAGGCCUCAAUGCAGGACUGAAAGCCACAAUCUGGAUAAACAAGAGCGGAAGGGUGCCGCUGACAUCAUCCCCAGUUCCCCACUAUGUGGUUUCCUCUGUGCUGGAAUUGCCUGCUCUCUUGCAAAGCAUAGAUGGCAAAGUCGGCAUGUCUGUUUAGAACACACAAAAGGGCACAGUUAACAAGUGUAGAGUCCAUUACAGAGUUAGAGCCAAGAAAAGUUAAGGCAGUCUGUAUAUCGUUCAGUUCUAGGACUCUGAGGAAUUCGUGGCCGUGUUAUGUGGGUCCUCCCGCCCUGCUGCUAUCCAUGUCUGAAAUCCAUAUUUUAGUUGUGAGGUCCAGAAAACAUGAAAAGUGGCAGGAGCGCCUACACAUGGCCAUACAGAUACGUGGCUUAUAGCUCAGAAAUAGAUAUUUUUUUAAAAGAGAUGUUCUAAAAUAGAGAUCAGAGUAUUUCAAUCUGGUUAAUAUGAAAUAAGUAUUAAAUACAAAUGGAGGAGUUCUUAGUAAAAUUUUGCAUAUUUUUAACAAAUCCUAUUUUUGCCUACUUUCAAUGUGUAUUUUUUUUCUAUAAUUUUUCUGCAUGAUUUUUUGAGGGAUGAUUUUUCUGUGAUGUGUACAUGACAGAUUGUUCUAG